AUGUCAGUUAGAACCGCAGUAACUACAAAGAGAAUCUUAUCUACAAGCACUACAUUAAAGUCGCAACAACCCCGUCACUUGGUCAAUAUUUCACAAUUGUCAAACGAUGAAUUCUCAUCACUUAUUGCCAAAGCUCACCAUUUGAAACAAGUGUACAAAUCAGGCCAAGCUUCCUCCAUUGCCGAAAAUCACACCAAGUUAUUGGGUAAAUUAGUGGCAUUACUAUUCUCGAAAAGAUCAACGAGGACAAGAAUCAGCACUGAAGGAGCUGCAGCAUUUUUCGGGGCACAACCGAUGUUUUUGGGCAAAGAUGAUAUUCAAUUGGGAGUCAAUGAGUCAAUGUAUGAUACUACAAAAGUCAUUAGUUCCAUGACAUCGUGUAUUUUCGCUAGAGUCAAUAAACAUAGCGACAUUGUUGGCUUGUGUAAAGAUUCGAGUGUGCCUAUUAUAAAUUCGCUUUGCGAUAAAUAUCAUCCGUUACAGGCCAUUGCUGAUUUGUUGACGAUUAAGGAGACUUUUGGGGAGACUAGAGGGUUGAAAUUGGCAUGGGUUGGAGAUGCAAACAAUGUGAUUAAUGAUUUAGCCAUUGCCAGUUUGAAAAUGGGGAUCCAUGUAUCUAUAUCGAUCCCGGAAUCAAUUUCAUUUGAUAAAGAUGUGGAACAAGAUGCUAAACACUUGGCAGCACAACAAGGGGUCAAGUUUGAAAUUGUCAAUCAGCCGGCACAAGCGUUAAAGGAAGCUAAUAUCGUAGUCACUGACACUUGGAUAUCGAUGGGUGAAGAGCUGCAGAAAUUGGCCAAAUUGAAACAGUUUGCCGGAUAUCAAAUUGAUGCCAAUUUGAUUAAACUGAGUCAAGUAGCAUCCAAUUGGAUCUUCAUGCAUUGUUUGCCCAGACACCAAGAAGAAGUUGCAGACGAUGUGUUUUAUAGUGAAAACUCGGUUGUUUUUGAAGAGGCAGAGAAUCGAUUGUAUGCUGCCAUGGCUGUCAUUGAUGCUUUUGUGGUGAAUAAAGGCGAUUUGUUAAAAUAA
This is a messenger RNA of Lodderomyces margitis, 1029 nucleotides long. RefSeq names its product ornithine carbamoyltransferase (gene ARG3). The record is from RefSeq and is a predicted model, not a curated record. Gene Ontology annotation, biological process: L-citrulline biosynthetic process. NCBI's taxonomy places the organism in Eukaryota, Fungi, Ascomycota, Pichiomycetes, Serinales, Debaryomycetaceae. Gene Ontology annotation, molecular function: amino acid binding; ornithine carbamoyltransferase activity. Gene Ontology annotation, cellular component: mitochondrion. Bases 1 to 1029 code for a protein of 342 amino acids. The transcript has a single exon.